UCUAGAUAUCUCUGUGUGUGUGUAUAUAUAUAUACAUGUUUUUGGAAGAAAGAACAGAAAGAAAUUAAGAAAGAAAGCAAAAAAGAAGUUUGAAGAUCCAUACACAGUUGAAUAAAAAAUUAGGGUUUUGUGUAAGUGAAUUGUUCUUAGGGCUUCUCUCAUUUGGCAUGCACCAUGGCAAUGUAGAUGCUUCUAUGGCCAUGGCUAUGGUUGCUCUCUUGCCUUUUGCAGUAUGCCAAAGGAGAGUUGCCCUGAGAACUUUUCGGCUUAUUUUCGAAUUCGAAAUCAAAUUAAGGGCUUAUGAGAAUUAAGUUAUAUUGUCCAAGAAUCACAAUGCAGCAGCCAAAGGUAAGACAGUGCAAAUGGCUAGUGUUGAUGCAUCACUUAUUAGAUGCAAUGUGUUAUAUAUAUAUACAUACACUUUGGUAGUGAUUCUUGUCUCUCUAGCACAAUUAAUUGUAGAUUUUUAUAAUAUUUAUCAACUGUCUUGGAAUUGCAGUUGCAGGUAUUGUUUUAGAGAAAGGUCUCUUGAUAUGGUGUUUAGGUUUGAUUUUCUUGUCAAUGGUAAGCACAGUACCAAAGGAUUAAUGUCAAAGGCAAAAGUACUAUUGUACUAGUGGAUGUUUGUUGCAUUCAUUUGUUUUAUUAUCUUUUAUUUUCUUUCAACGAUUUCUUUUACCAACUAACUGAUUGAAUUUGAGUUUGAACUUGAACUUGAACUUGAAUUGAUCAGGUGAACCCUACAUCUAUAGAUAGACCAACCUGCAGAUUAAUUGAAAGAGACUGCAGCCUGCACUACACUCACCAUUCUACAAGGGAUCAUUUUAUUAUUAUUAUUAUUAUUAUACACAUUGGAAUGGCCAACACCCCACUCAAUUGAAAACCUUAUACUUAAAGAUGAAAACAAAACUGAAUCACAUUAAUUUACCAAUUAGGGUUUCCUCUCAAUCACCAAUAAUAUGUUGAUUAUCUCUACACAUUAAUUUCUUGACACCCAAAUUGAUUUUCUAAAUGAAUACCUUAAAAACAUGUGCAUUAAUUAUAUGUUAAUUGUGGAAUAACAUCAAUCCCUCUCAAUGUUUCAACUUAAAGUUAUUGCAUCAAUUAUCAUCUUACAUGUAUACAUGUAUAUAUAUAUAUAUAUAUAUCUGUAUAUAUGUUAGGUAAUUUGCAUGCUCAUCUUUACUGUAAUUUCUGGAACAGUAACUUGGAAAAAGUACAGUUGAAGGAAAUUGCAAACAAACAAUGCUUGGUCAUAAAGUAUGCAUGUAUGUAUACAUAUAUUCACAUUUCCAACAUCCAUGAGUGACUUAAAAGUAUUACAAAUAAAGAAGCUGUUAGAACCCUCCAUGCAUAUAUAUGUACACACAUCUAAUCAGGAAUCUAAUCUGCAGAAUUAACGUUGUAUGUUAAUUAUUUUUCACUUUACUCACACACAUGCACUAUAAAUACCACAACCCUUCUGCUUCAUCCUCUUCAAUUCCACAAAGUUUCCCAAUUUAAUCCACAAACAAAAUUUAAUUUCAGCCAUGGCUGCUGGUCUUCAACUCAAGAUUUGUUUGCUAGCUUUACUUGUAGCUAUUUCUCAUUGUGGAGCCAUUCUUGAUGCCAAUUACUACCAAAAAACAUGCCCUCAAGCCGAAAACAUCAUCUACAACGUCGUCCGUAGCGCCACAAGCUUCGAUCCCAAAGUUCCGGCACGCCUCCUUAGAAUGUUCUUCCAUGAUUGCUUCGUUAGGGGAUGUGAUGCUUCGGUAUUACUCGACUCGACUAAAGAUAACAAGGCUGAAAAAGAUGGCCCUCCCAACAUGUCCCUUGCAGCAUUUUAUGUCAUAGAUGAUGCAAAAUCCAAGCUUGAAGAGUCGUGCCCACGCACCGUCUCCUGCGCCGAUAUCUUAGCCAUUGCUGCAAGAGAUGUUGUGCUUCUGUCUGGAGGGCCAAAUUGGGGGGUGAUGAAGGGCAGGAAAGACGGGAGAAUAUCAAGAGCAAACGACACCGUUUCGCAGCUCCCAGCGCCAUCCUUUAACACCUCCCAGUUGAUCCAAAGCUUUUCCCGGCGAGGCCUUUCCGCCGCCGACCUGGUGGCGCUCUCCGGCGGCCACACCCUCGGCUUCUCCCACUGCUCCUCCUUCGAGGCCCGCCUCCGCAACUUCAGCGCCGUCCACGACGCCGAUCCGAGCCUCGACCCCGACUUCGCCGCGGAGCUGAAGAGCAAGUGCCCGAAGCCCAAUCCCGACCGCAAUGCCGGGCAGCUUCUGGACUCGACGGCGACGGCCUUCGACAACGAUUACUACAAAAGGGUUGUCGGAGGGGAGGGAGUGUUCGUGUCGGAUCAAUCGAUGUACGAGGAUUACAGGACGAGGUGGAUUGUGGAGGCGUUCGCUAGGGACCAGGGGCUGUUUUUUAGGGAGUUCGCCGGCGCCAUGGUCAGGCUGGGGAACGUCGGGGUGAAGGAGGAUGGGGAAGUCAGGGUUCAUUGCAGAGCUGUGAAUUAAUUGAUGAUCAAGAGGGACCCCAUCCCCAUUGUGAGAAAAUUAUUGUUAAAUUUUAUUUCUUUUUUCCAAUUAGGGUUGAGUUCGAUCUGAUGAUCAUCAGACAAUCAUCUUUAUUUAUUGUUCACAUAUAUAUAUAUAUAUAUAUAUAUAUAUGCUGUCUUGAACUUGAACCUUCUAUAUGCCAUGAGA
Messenger RNA from Andrographis paniculata, 2684 nucleotides. RefSeq names its product peroxidase 66. The coding region runs from base 1530 to 2495 and encodes 321 amino acids. Gene Ontology annotation, molecular function: heme binding; peroxidase activity. The record is from RefSeq and is a predicted model, not a curated record. The transcript is spliced from 3 exons. Lineage: Eukaryota; Viridiplantae; Streptophyta; Magnoliopsida; Lamiales; Acanthaceae. Gene Ontology annotation, biological process: response to oxidative stress; hydrogen peroxide catabolic process.